Molecule: messenger RNA, 1021 nt
Organism: Zingiber officinale
Lineage: Eukaryota; Viridiplantae; Streptophyta; Magnoliopsida; Zingiberales; Zingiberaceae
Product: ubiquitin-conjugating enzyme E2 27-like
Exons: 5
Coding region: 189-776 (195 amino acids)
Biological process (GO): protein polyubiquitination; proteasome-mediated ubiquitin-dependent protein catabolic process
Cellular component (GO): nucleus
Molecular function (GO): protein binding; ubiquitin conjugating enzyme activity
Source: RefSeq, a predicted model, not a curated record
UCGCGUCUCUUUCGUAUCUUCUUUUCCGGCCGCAGAAGCAACUCGCUAUUCGGUUCCUUUUCCUAGCGAUCGCCCUUGUCCUCGAAGGGUGAAGCGGAGGAGCCGAGGGAUCGGAUUCCCAUUUGGAUUGCGACUGCACCUUCUCUCCGGCCUCGUUGUUGGCGAGUGACUCGAGGGGAUUUGGGAAGAUGUUGGACGUUUCUAGGGUUCAGAAGGAGUUAGUGGAGUGCAACCGCGAUGAAUCCAUUUCCGGCGUCAGCAUCUCCCUCGCCGACGGAGGGACCGAUCUGUCGCACCUCCGUGGCACCAUCUCCGGCCCCGUCGACACUCCCUACCAGGGCGGCACCUUCGUCAUCGAUAUCCGAUUAACCAGUGGCUAUCCCUUUGAGCCUCCUAAAAUGCAAUUCGUUACAAAAGUUUGGCACCCAAACAUUAGUAGUCAAAAUGGGGCCAUAUGCUUGGACAUUCUCAAGGAUCAGUGGAGUCCUGCCCUCACAUUAAAAACAGCUUUACUUUCUCUGCAAGCUCUACUCUCAGCGCCUGCUCCUGAUGACCCCCAAGAUGCUGUUGUCGCCAAGCAGUAUCUGCGAGAGUACAACACAUUUCUGGCUACAGCUCGGUAUUGGACAGAAGCAUUUGCUAAAGGGUCAUCUUCUGGCAUCGAAGAAAAGGUUCAGAAGCUAGUGGAAAUGGGUUUCCCAGAGAACCUGGUGAGGAGCACGCUGAAGAGUGUCAAUGGCGAUGAGAACCUGGCUCUCGAAAAGCUUUGCUCUUGAAAGGCUUUGCUCCCGAUCGGACCUCAUCUAUCUUACUUUCUGUAAAGCAUGCAUCCAAAUGGGUAAACCAUAGACAACUCUAUUCAUCUUAGAUGGUCCGUAUAAACUCUAUACGAAAAUGAUCAAAUUGUCGAAAGCUUGUUUCAAUUUCAUAGGUUUGCCUCUUUUAUGGGCUAGUGAUAUUGUUGGUUUAAAGUUUCUGACUAAUCAAGCAUUUUGAAGUUGAGAUAACCUUUUUUAGUUCA